GACAAUGCAUUGUUUGGGUUCUCGCAAUUUGAUAAAUUUGUCUGGAAGAAAAUAUUUGCCUUACACGGCUUGGUGACCUUGUUGAUUCAGCAGUCAACCUGGGGUCUUUAUGGAUAUCGCUCUGCGUUCGUUUGGUAACCAUUUAAUGCGCAGAUCAAGUAUUUCCGAGGGUUAGAAAGUUACAAGCUGUCGCCGCCAAAACGAAAAUUGAACCACCAAUAACGCAGUGUCGCAGGCAGAGAAGUUGAGGCCCUACACAAUCCACAGACAGAUUUCAGAACGGCAGUUGUAAAGACUAGUCAAAUGGAGAGUGGUCACCCUUGAAACAACAUCAAUUAAGAUGUCCCCUGUACCUGAUGGUAAUGAUAUGCCUGAGAACAACCAUCCAGAGGAGGGCACAAUCCAGGAUGAGCCCCUCCCUCACCACAUGAUUGGCCAGAUCCCAUCAGACAGUGAUGAGGAGGAGGAAGGGGAGGAGUUCGCUUAUGAUGGACAGGAGUAUGUGUAUGCACCAUUACCUCAGGACCCAGAAGGUGCGCUUCCCCAAGAUGAGGCUGACAGUUCUGACAGUCCUGAGGAAGACCCAGGGGCAUAUGCUGAUGAAGGGGUUAGACUCGAGAUGGGGGAUGGACAGGGUCCUAGCCCACUCUCACCGGCCACUCAGGUGCCAGAUUUACCUCGACCAGAUGAAAGUGAUUUACUGUGGAACCAGCCCAGAGCUUCCUGCUCAGGGCCUAUAGAUCAAGCUCAAGCCGAGGAAGUGAAGUCAGCCAUGGCAGGUUUUCAACUGCCCCUUUCAAACCACCCAGACUGGGCGCGGAACCUAUCGGAUGAGGACUGGAAAGCUCAGCUUCUGAAUAGGUUACAAGGGAACAAGUCUUCAGAUUUCAAGGCCAAGUUUGACAAGUGACGGCGGAGGAAUGACACUGUGUAUCCUAAUGUGUGGCGGCCUUUUCUGGAAACUGGGUUAUCUUCCCCUGAUCUACCUGUGGGGACUGAUCACCUCAGGACUGCUUCUAAAUUUAGUGUUUUGUUUCGUUAGAAGCCUGUUGUACAAAGCUGUCACAAUGUUGCUUCAAGGAUAUUUACCAUGGUAACAUAAUGAUGUUCUGCCAGGCGCAUUAGGAAUGCAUUUUAAUAAGACUGACCUCUGCUGUAUAUGACAUUCGGACGCAACAUCUUAUUUCUGUUGUUGUAUGCAGUCAUUAAAAGCAUAAUGACGUUAGACAGUGUUGAUAAUUAAUAAUGGACGCAGAGGUAAUGAAAUUGUCGCUUUUCCGAAUAUGCAGUUUUCCAAGUUACAUCAUUAUUUUACCUGAGACAUCAAACCAACGUUGCAAAACAUUGUCGCCAUGUUAUGGCAUGGCUGGGUCUAAGUCCUGUGUAGGGCUAUAGCUUGAAAAUCCAAGCUACAGAAUCUAUCUUGUAAUAUUUCAUAUAUCUCCCGAUAAGUACAUUGAGUGAAAUAUAUAUAUCCGGAGUUGUAUUUUGCUGUAGGAAGUCCAGCAUUGAAUUAAACUACGUCAAUUAAUCAGUGAUGUUGAUAGCUUUUCAU
Messenger RNA from Liolophura sinensis, 1555 nucleotides. Its product is annotated as male-enhanced antigen 1-like. Gene Ontology annotation, biological process: spermatogenesis. The transcript is spliced from 4 exons. The coding region runs from base 341 to 910 and encodes 189 amino acids. NCBI's taxonomy places the organism in Eukaryota, Metazoa, Mollusca, Polyplacophora, Chitonida, Chitonidae. The record is from RefSeq and is a predicted model, not a curated record.